GAUGGAGAAGACACCGGACAGAGACGUGCUCAGCGGCAGGAUGGAAGCCGAGGGGUCCCAGAACUCCGAGGAGCUGCCACCGCCUCCACAGUCCCCGCCACCGCCGCCGUCCCCACGGUCUCCCUCAUCCCCCGAGACUCCCGAGCUCCCACAGCCCAACGCGCCGACCGAGGUGGAAGCCAGGCAGCUGCUGCUGGAAGAAUGGGGACCCCUGAGCGGGAAGCUGGAGCUGCCCCCGAGCCUCAGCUGGAAGCUGCUGUUCCUGGAACGGCCGCUCUACCGCAACCUCCUCAGCUCACCCAACCCCGAAGGCAUUAAUAUCUACCAGCCGGCGCCCCCUACGGGUCCCACCCGGAAACCCCUGACGGACCUGGGUAAUUUCCGCGGAUGGUAUAUUACUACCGAGAACCUCCAGGGGCCCCUCAGCUGGACUGUGAAGGAGCAGUGUGUGAACCUGCUGGCCAAGAAGCUCUGGGAAGAGCUGCUAGAUGACGAACAACCUGACAUCACCAUCAUGGACUGGUUCGAGGACAGCCGCCUGGACCAGUGUGUUUAUGAACUGCACGUCUGGCUGCUAGCGGCUGACCGCCGCACCGUCAUUGCCCAGCAUCACGUGGCCCCGCGGACCAAUGGGAGAGGUCCCCCCGGCCGUUGGGUUCAGGUGUCCCACGUCUUCCGCCAGUACGGUCCCGGAGUGCGCUAUGUCCACUUCCAGCACAAGGCCAAGAACCGCAUGGAGGCUGGCGGCCUGCGCAGGACAAGGGUGACCGACUCCUCCGUGUCUGUGCAGCUCCGGGAGUGACCACUGACUGGGCUCUCCAAGUCUGUCACGAUCCUUCGGAAGUCCUGGUGUUUGUCACCUCUGAGUCCUUGGCAUUCCUGUGAUGCUACUGCUUCCUGCCCCUCCCUGUGCGUGCUUAGCCACAGUCUGACCCCCUCCUCACCCCUGACCCCUGCUCACCCCUGACCUCCCCUUACCCCUGACCCCUGCUCACCCCUGACCUCCCCUUACCCCUGACCCCUGCUCAUCCCUGACCUCCCCUUACUGCUGACCCCUGCUCACCCCUGACCUCCCCUUACCGCUGACCCCUGCUCACCCCUGACCUCCCCUUACCGCUGACCCCUGCUCACCCCUGACCUCCCCUUACCGCUGACCCCUGCUCACCCCUGACCUCCCCUUACCGCUGACCCCUGCUCACCCCUGACCUCCCCUUACCGCUGACCCCUGCUCACCCCUGACCUCCCCUUACCGCUGACCCCUGCUCACCCCUGAACACCCCUUACACCUGACCCCUGCUCACCCCUGACCUCCCCUUACCUCCUAACCCCUGCUCAGCCCUGACCCCCUUACCUCCGACCCCUGUUCACCCCGACUGCUCCUUACCUCCUGACCCCUGCUGACCCCUGAACAGCCCUUACCCCUGACCCCUGCUCACCCCUAACCUCCCCUUACCUCCUGACCCCUCCUCACCCCUGACCCCCUUACCUCCAACCCCUGUUCACCCCUGACUGCUCCUUACCUCCUGACCCCUGUCAUCCCUGAACCCCCUUACCUCCCGAACCCUCUUCACCCCAUGACCCCUUGCCUCAUCCCCUGACCCCUGCUCACCCCUGACGCCACCUCUCACCCCUUGACCCUUAUCCUUACCUCUGACCCCUGUUCACCCCUGACCCCUGCUCACCCCUGACCCCUCACCUUACCUCCCUAACCCUCCUCACCCCAUGACCCCUCUCCUCAUCCCCUGACCCCUCCCCUUCCCCCCUGAUCCUUCCCCUGACCCCUCCUCACCUCGCUCACCCCUCUGACCUUUAUCUCCUUGGCCCCUCCUCACCUUCUUGACCUCUUCAUUACCCCUGACCCCCCUCCUCUC
Molecule: messenger RNA, 1871 nt
Organism: Peromyscus eremicus (cactus mouse)
Lineage: Eukaryota; Metazoa; Chordata; Mammalia; Rodentia; Cricetidae
Gene: Nccrp1
Product: NCCRP1, F-box associated domain containing
Exons: 6
Coding region: 2-802 (266 amino acids)
Biological process (GO): glycoprotein catabolic process; SCF-dependent proteasomal ubiquitin-dependent protein catabolic process
Cellular component (GO): SCF ubiquitin ligase complex; cytoplasm
Molecular function (GO): ubiquitin protein ligase activity
Source: RefSeq, a predicted model, not a curated record